CUCCACUCUUCGGUGACCCCACUCAUUUCCAAGCGCUCUAUCAUACAACACCAUAAUAUCAUCGACUCUAUGGGUGUCGUCGAGAGUAAACAACUGGCUCAAAAUGUACUGGUUGCCUGUCAGCGUGCGGAAAUUGAGGGUAAGACUCGGCUGGAUAGUUCCUCCUGGGACUGGAAAGACAAGACUAUCAUUAAAGCCGUAAAAAGCGUCUGCCGACAUAUCCCCAAAGACAUACGUGGGCCCUCCCGCGAGUCUGCCGUCAAGAGAACUGUUGCACGUCCUCUCAGCCGAGUUAAUAUCUCGCAAGUCGUGCAAGACUUAGUAGAUAAGCGCGAAACUUUGUUCCCGGAGAUACAGCCGGUACAAGACGCAGGACAUACCCACGGGCCCCAGGAUAGCCUUGGGACGCUACGUCCAUCCACAAGCAAUCCUGGUAACUCUCUUGCCAGGUGGUAUGAAUUGACAGUUGACCAUGAGAGGCAGCAUGAUCUAUACAAGAUCCGCCUCAGGUUCCUUUAUGUCAUGUUUUACCGACUGAAGCAAUGGGUAGAGCCAGGAAGCCAAUACCAGUAUUUUAGCGCUGCCGAAUUUAUAGCACAAGUUAUACUGAACAGCGGCUCGAGUAGUGACUCACUUGAUGUGGUUCGCAACAGGGUUCGGGAGUGGGUCGGCCACGGAGAGAGAUACGAGUUACUAGCGAAAGAUCUCGGCGGUUUGGGAGUAUUGUACAUCCUCCCUGAUUAUGGCAGUAAAUCUUUAUGGACGAAAGAUGUCCCAAAGUCAGCACACAAACCGAACCGGAUCUUAAUGCUAGAGCGUUUGAAGCGAGAAGGUAUCGACGUUGAAGCACUGCAUAGAGGUUUGCAUGCCUCCGCAAAUGCGGAAAUCGACAGCAUUUUUACACCCCUCCAAGGCUUAUUACAAAUAGUCCUAGAGCAUGGACUCUCACAGGCACAACAUUCAAGUACGCCUCGAAUGCAGCGAAGUGAAUACGCAAAUGGUCAUAAUGCAGCACAGCAUUCGUCACAUACAUUGGAAAGGAGUGGAGUCUACGAGAACCAGCCAUUCCCGUCUGAAACAAAUUCUCAGCCAAAUGCGAACCAAACCUCAAGGUAUUAUCAAGCUACAAUGCCCACAAGUCAUCAAGGAGUAGAGACUCAGGGAAUUGCGCAAAACACAGCGCCUUAUGGUGCCCGUCUAUCGCCAAAUGGGGAUCCCAUUUUAACAGGGAUGCGUUGUUCUAUGCAGCAGGCGUCUAUUAACAGACAACGGGAACACGAUAUGGAUCCAAUAAUCUCGAAUACGUCUCAAUACAAUUGCAAUAUGACAGGGGCUGACCCUCCGACCUUUAUAACCAUGACGCCAACAAACUACCCUCAAGUCUUCCCGUUGCCCAUGGCAGCUACAAUGACGCCAACUAAUCACCCGCAGGUCUUCCCUCAUCAGCCAGCAUCAACAAUACUUCCUAUGAACUACCCGCAGGUCUUCCCAUUCCAGAACUUGACCAACCCGCCCUCAUGUUCGUCGCAAACAGAACAGCAGGUAUUGCAACCCGGGGAAGGUGUACAUCACCCACAGCCUAGCCAGUAUUUUGACGUUUCAAGCGCUUGAAUUGAUUUUAUUAACAAUGAUCAUGCGGGAGGGAGUGCGAGAAUCAGGUAUAGUGCUGGCGUAAUCAGAGGCUCCUUAUCAAAGCGCACCGGAGAUCGCGGAAGCAGAAGCGGCUGUGAUACUUCGGAUAACAGGCGGGGUUGGCUGGAAAUUAUAGUUAUAGGAAUGAUGUAUCCAUUCGUUGCCUGUAUCCUCGUUCUUCCCAGAACCUUCCAAGCCUGAAAUCCGUAGCCACGAAGAUAGUCUGGAAGAUCAUUUGCAGCCUUUAUCAACAUGGGUUCUAGGUUUGUGUCAUUGCAAAAAUACAGAUUUUCGCCGUCUUCUGUCCAGCUUGCUCGUUCGAGAAAAGAUGCCAGGGCAUCCAUUUGCGCGUUAUCUAGCUCGUCGAGAACGUCCAGUAUCCAGUCAGUAUCAGCUGGUUGUUGACAGCAGGGCCAUCUACUCUCUUUUUGUAGCUUACCUCAGUUAUCCUGAUCGGGGGUUCCUGGGUAAAAGACUGUUCGCGUGAAAACUACUGGAG
Molecule: messenger RNA, 2131 nt
Organism: Aspergillus pseudotamarii
Lineage: Eukaryota; Fungi; Ascomycota; Eurotiomycetes; Eurotiales; Aspergillaceae
Exons: 5
Coding region: 70-1611 (513 amino acids)
Source: RefSeq, a predicted model, not a curated record